AUCCAAAUCCUUAACUUGGAUGACUUGUUUCAACUAAAUAUCUUUACUUUCAUAUAUUCUUAUAAAUACAUACACCCAUUAAAUCCAAUUUUCACAUCGUUUUUUAAUCUACUUUCUACAUACUUUCUCUUUAGCUAUUAUUUCAAAUCAAGUUUUCAAACAUGUCUUCAUCAGUAGAGAUUGUGUCUUUCGGUGAGAUGUUAAUUGAUUUUGUCCCUGAUGUUUCUGGUGUUUCACUAGCUGAAUCACCUGGUUUCAUCAAGGCUCCCGGUGGUGCUCCAGCGAAUGUCGCUUGCGCUGUUUCUAAGCUUGGCGGUUCUUGUGCUUUUAUUGGCAAGUUUGGAGAAGAUGAGUUCGGCCAUAUGUUGGUUGACAUACUGAAGAAGAAUGAAGUGAACACUGAUGGUGUUUGUUUUGACAAGGAUGCAAGAACUGCACUAGCUUUUGUAACGUUGAAGGCAGAUGGAGAAAGAGAGUUCAUGUUUUACAGAAACCCUAGUGCUGACAUGUUGCUUAAAGAAACCGAGCUUAACAUGGAUUUGAUCAAACAAGCUAAGAUAUUUCACUACGGUUCUAUUAGUUUGAUCACCGAACCAUGUCGUUCCGCUCACAUGGCUGCUAUGAAAGCAGCCAAGGAAGCUGGUGCAUUACUUUCGUACGAUCCUAAUGUGAGGUUACCUCUCUGGUCUUCAGCCGAAGCUGCACGUGAAGGUAUCAAUAGCAUCUGGACUUAUGCCGAUGUUAUCAAGGUCAGUGAUGAUGAGGUAGAAUUCCUUACCCAAGGGGAUGCGACCGAUGAGAAGAAUGUUUUGUCACUUUGGCAUGAUGGUUUGAAGUUGCUAAUGGUAACUGAUGGGGAGAAGGGGUGUAGAUACUUCACAAAGAACUUCAAAGGAGUUGUGAAGGGAUUUGCGGUGAACACCGUGGAUACUACAGGAGCUGGUGAUGCUUUUGUUGGAUCAUUCCUUUGUUCUGCUGCCAAAGAUUUUUCGAUUUUCGAGGACGAAAACAAACUAAGGGAAGCACUUACAAUGGCCAAUGCUUGUGGAGCAAUUUGCACGACUGUGAAAGGAGCCAUUCCAGCACUCCCUGACACUGCUGCUGCACAGAAGCUCAUCUCUACUUCUAGUCACUAGAAGUACGAAUCCUCCUGCACAGAAUCUCAUCUCGAAUUCUGACUAGACGAGAAUUCGCUUUUGCUUUCUUUUAGUUUCCUCAUUCUUUUAAAUCUCUUUGUUUAUAUUUGCUUUUUCCUUUUGUUAUUAUGAAAUUUGGAUAAUCUCUUGGUUUAUCAUA
This is a messenger RNA of Papaver somniferum (opium poppy), 1296 nucleotides long. RefSeq names its product fructokinase-2-like. Lineage: Eukaryota; Viridiplantae; Streptophyta; Magnoliopsida; Ranunculales; Papaveraceae. Gene Ontology annotation, biological process: fructose metabolic process. The transcript is spliced from 3 exons. Gene Ontology annotation, cellular component: cytosol. The record is from RefSeq and is a predicted model, not a curated record. Bases 162 to 1136 code for a protein of 324 amino acids. Gene Ontology annotation, molecular function: fructokinase activity.